Aspergillus alliaceus is the source of this 850-nucleotide messenger RNA. Its product is annotated as cupin domain-containing protein. NCBI's taxonomy places the organism in Eukaryota, Fungi, Ascomycota, Eurotiomycetes, Eurotiales, Aspergillaceae. The record is from RefSeq and is a predicted model, not a curated record. The coding region runs from base 399 to 737 and encodes 112 amino acids. The transcript is spliced from 2 exons.
CGUAUGUAACCUAUCGCAUCGCUAUCUAGAGACUAUCACGGAUAGUACCAGGUCGAUCGCAGUUCGUUGAUCCGACGAGUUCCCCUCAUUUCCCCUCAGGGAUGAGCAAGCAGGGUCUUCUGUGUUGGAGUAUUAUUUCCCCGAAGGCCCUUCCUGUGUCCAACUCCAGCAGCUGGAUCCGAGGGUAUGUCGGGACUUUGCAACUGCUUACGAUAGAAAAUGCGAGUCGGAGUCAAGUAGUAACUCAAUGAACAAUAUAAAGCGGCAGACCUUUAUUGCACAAUGUGAGCAACACAGUUAACCGAUCAAUCCUCCGUCGAUAGGAGCAGCACUACUUCCUCCGAUAAUUGGUAUAUUCCAGUUGUAUAACCUCAAGCCCUUUCUCCCCUCCCAACAAAAUGCCCGCCGCGUUCACCUACCACGCCAAAGCCCAGUCCACCUUCAAACCACCCCUCAUUGCAAACGAGAAUGCCUAUCUUGGGGACAUAGUCUCGAGUGAGCAGAAUGAUCCCGAAAAGCCCAUCUCAGGCGGCUUCUACCGUCUGGAGAAAGGCACGCCCCUAGUUUACGAGUAUCAUUACGACGAAACGAAGAUCAUCGUUGAGGGCGAAUUCGAGAUCUCUGAUGAGACGGGGCAGAAGGUUACGGCGGGACCGGGAGACGUCUUUUAUUUUCCGAAGGGAUCGAAGAUCACCUUCACGACGCCGUCGUAUGGCUUGGCUUUUUACGUGAGUUGAAUCCUUCUUUCUUCUUGGUUGUGGUCUGAUGGUUUGCGUGUUUCUGUGGGAGUGUAAAUACACGAGUCUGUGUGAUGAUAUGGCUGAUGGGCGUUUGGUAGACUGGACAACGG